This is a messenger RNA of Nothobranchius furzeri (turquoise killifish), 1847 nucleotides long. RefSeq names its product receptor accessory protein 2 (gene reep2). The record is from RefSeq and is a predicted model, not a curated record. Lineage: Eukaryota; Metazoa; Chordata; Actinopteri; Cyprinodontiformes; Nothobranchiidae. Gene Ontology annotation, cellular component: cytoplasmic microtubule; endoplasmic reticulum membrane. Gene Ontology annotation, molecular function: microtubule binding; taste receptor binding.
CCCUUUAAGAAACAGCGCUCAGAGCAGACCGCAGCAGCGGCAGCCGUUACUCACCUGACAGCACAGCGGCAGGAGCCUCCUGGUCGAUCUCAACACUCCCAGUCCUGGACGGGGAAUGGGGUCCAGCUCGCUAGCCAGCUAGAGUUUUCUGGACCGGAAUCUAACAAAAAGGAGCUCACAGCCAGUGAGAUGGUGUCCUGGAUUAUUUCGAGGAUAGUUGUCCUCGCCUUUGGGACGCUGUACCCGGCUUACGCCUCGUACAAGGCUGUCAAAACGAAGAAUGUGAAGGAAUAUGUAAAGUGGAUGAUGUACUGGAUAGUGUUUGCGUUGUUUUCUACAGCAGAGACGGCCACAGACUUGCUUCUAUCAUGGUUUCCAUUUUAUUUUGAGCUAAAGAUUGCAUUUGUGAUCUGGCUUCUCUCCCCGUACACUAAAGGCUCCAGUGUCCUUUACCGCAAGUUUGUCCACCCAACGCUGUCCAACAAAGAGAAGGAAAUAGACGAGUACAUAGCUCAGGCCAAAGACCGGAGUUAUGAGACCAUGAUGAGGUUUGGAAAACGGGGUCUCAACCUCGCCGCUAAUGCUGCUGUCACUGCAGCCACCAAGGGGCAGGGCGUUCUGUCCGACAAGCUGCGCAGUUUCAGCAUGCAGGAUCUGACUCUCAUAAACACAGAGGAGGAGCUGGGUCUGCACACCUCAGAGGUGCGGAUGAGGCGAGACCUCAUGGACGAGAUGAGCUCCGGGGUCAACACGCUUCCCCGCUCAAAGAGCGCCACCACACGGCAGACCCGUUCUUCGGUAGCUGCGUCUCUUACUGAAGACACGUCGUCUCAACACAGCUCCGACCAGUCGGACACGAGGACUGAACACUCUGAUGACGACGUAGGAGACAAAGCUCCCAAACGUGCCACCAGCACAAAAACAACAAAAAAACCUGCAGCUGUGAAGACGGAGUCACAACAGAAGACGGUGAAGAAGCCUGUAAAGAAAAAGACGACUUCUAAUAACAUGGAGACACCUCCAUGAGUCCAGCUGUCCAGGCGCUCCCGUUGGUUCUCUACGUCACCCCUGUUGGCUUUUAAAGCCAAGAGUAGAUUUAGCUUUCUUUUAACUGUAGGUUUUAGAGUGCUUCAGAAACCCUCCCUUUGCACAUUUUCCUCACAUUUAGUCAGUUUACCUGAGGUUUAACCUUUUGUGAACUUAGAGUUUUAUGAUGGUUAAUAAUCAGAUCAGAAAUGCUUCUUCAUCUGUUUAGAUUUCUGGUUCACACGGACAUAUUUAAUGUCAGUUUUUGACAUCAAGUAUGUCAGACAUCUGUUUUUGAUAAGUUAGGAUAUUGUUUCAUCUGUGUGUUUCUGGCCAGAUUACGCAUGGUUCCUGUGUCUUAUGUUUACAUUCUGACUAAACUGAUUUGGAAACCCUCUAAAGUUUGGUCUCUGGAGCAGACACCCAAUGAAGCUGAGAUGAAGUUGGAAUAAACGUUUAUUAUCGUUGUUUCCUUACAACUGUCUCACCUGGAACUCUUGCAGCCUUAUGUUAAUCUGUAUUGUUUUAUUUUACUCUGAAUCUUGUGUAGGAGUUCAAACUUGUAUUUGUCUCCAGAAGGUGUCCUGUGGCUGAGUGGAUCUGACUGCUAUGUUUAGAUGUCACUCGGUUGUUUUUAAUUUUCACAUAAAGUUCAGUUUGCUGCAGGAGGUGGAGUGGUUUCUUUUAUCACCACUCAGACUGUAAUUAUCUGUCAUUUAUUACACUUCUGCAUACUUCAUGUAUUAUUUGUAAUAAGUAUAAUUGUGUCGUCUUUAUGUGAAAUUAUUAAUAGUUUCUUAAAUAAACACAUUAGUCGUUUA